Molecule: messenger RNA, 1709 nt
Organism: Ochlerotatus camptorhynchus
Lineage: Eukaryota; Metazoa; Arthropoda; Insecta; Diptera; Culicidae
Gene: Rad17
Product: Rad17 checkpoint clamp loader component
Exons: 4
Coding region: 31-1539 (502 amino acids)
Biological process (GO): mitotic DNA replication checkpoint signaling; DNA repair; DNA damage checkpoint signaling
Molecular function (GO): DNA clamp loader activity; chromatin binding
Source: RefSeq, a predicted model, not a curated record
AAGUCAAAUAGCAAACAAAAUCAGUGAAAAAUGUCCGCCAAUAAAUCCAAAGGAUGGUUCAAGUCGGCUUUCGAUGACGAAAUGACUCCAACGGUCAAGCGAAGCGCAUCGACUGGCGGGGAACCUUCGACCAAACUGGUCAAGAGGAGUAGUUUUGGUCAGAACUCCUCCCUUCCGAGAUUGGUGCAGAUCGAUUGGUCCGUUGAUCUAGCACCGAAAACCGUUGGAGAUUUGGCGGUUCACCCGAAAAAGCUCGAAGAAGUGCAGCUGUGGUUCAAGACCUACGACCGACUGAAGGGUACCGAUCCGGUUACCAUCCUGCUGAUCUCCGGACCGGCAGGGUGCGGCAAAACUAUCACGAUAAAAACGGUUGCCACGGAGCUCGGGUACGAAAUAGCCGAAUGGACCACUCCGGUAGAUGUGGAUCUGUUCUAUCGUGAUAAUUACGAUUUCGAUAAUGGUACCAAGGAGGAAACAACUUAUCGGGAAGGCCAGAAGGAGCAGUUUGAUGCGUUCCUAUACAAGACAUCCAGGUAUUGUUCGAUUUUCGAAGGUGGAUCGGACCAGAAGCUGUUGCUGGUGAAAGACAUUCCUAACGUGUUCCUGCGGGAUCCGGAAGUACUUCGCACUUCGCUGGAAGCCUACCAGGAUACGGGCGCGUCACCGUUGGUUUUCAUCGCCACUGAUACGUCGAGCAAAAAGCUGGACAUGGUGUUCAAUCUGUUUCCUCCGGCCGUAUUGCAAGACUUCCGCAUCCAUCACAUCACGUUUAACAGUGUUUCGACGACGUUGAUGAAGAAAGCACUCAAAAGGAUCACCUCGCUGAUGGUCGGACCGGAAAUGACCCGACACUACCGAGUGCCGUCCCAAGAAAUGAUCGACAGCAUAAUCCUGUCGUCUCAGGGAGAUCUGCGUAGUGCAACGUUGAAUGUGCAUUUUGCUUCGCUGAAAAAUGCGCCACGGUUGGAAACCGAGACGGUUGGAGUGCUGAACACAUCCGGUGUACGAACCGGAAAGGGUAGAAAAAAGGAGACCAAGCUCAAGUCGGUCGGAGGUGAUGAAAGCAUCACACUGAUGCACGCCCUCGGGCGGGUGUUCAAUCCAAAAUUCGUUCCAGGUGAAGGCAAAGCGGAAAAGUUUCAUCACUGCCCGGAGGAUCUCACGGAUGCGUUCGUUUCCCAACCGAGUUCGAUGAUAUCGCUGGUCCACUCCAACUACGUGGUGCGCUUCACCGAUAUUGACGACAUAGCCGGGGCGGCCGAUGCGCUCAGCUUGUCCGAUGUGAUCAUGACCGGUUGUUUCCGGGAGGAUCAAUUGACUGGCCAUGGGCUGAAUUUGGUGGUGCGGGCUAUGAUGGUACACAAUCGGAAAACGGCCAGUGGGUGGCAGCAGAUUCGCAAAAAGAAGGCCUACGCUAAACCGAGUGUCAGCAACCAUGAGCAGCAAUUGAAAAAGUGGGGCCUGGAAACUUCGUCCAUCUCGGCUGGCCUGUUUGUGACGGAUUACAAAAAGUAUCUGGACAUAAUUAAGGGUCCCUAGGAGGGUAUGAUUUAGGUUGUUAGUAUUGCGCAUUGUAAGGAAGUUUUUAUUUAUAUGUUGUGCGCCAACUUUUAUAAAACUAUGGUUUUAAUUUUUGGUGUCUUCGGCACACUUCGGCUCAAGGAACACAUAAAAAAUUUCUUGCGAUUCGCAAUAUUUAUGUUGGCAGA